ACCCUAACCAGGCGGCAACUUCGAUAUAAAAGCACUUCAAACAUUCCACUCUCUGCCUGAUUCAUAGCAUUUCUUCCUACUCACUGCCUCUCGCACUGCUCUCUCUCUCUCUCUCCACAUAUAUCUGUUAACAAUGGUGUCAAUGGAGUUCUGGGGUGUUGAAGUUAAAGCUGGAGAGUCCCUUAAGGUCAUACCCGAGGGAGAAAAACUCAUACAUAUUUCACAGGCUGCUCUGGGUGAAGGAAAGAAGGACAAGGGAAAUAUAUUUGUUCCCCUCCGUGUGAAUGUUGGUGGCCAGAAGCUAAUUUUGGCGAACCUUUCAGCUGAGCGUUUCCCUCAAAUAACAUUUGACUUGGUGUUUGAUAAGGAAUUUGAGUUAUCGCAUGACUGGAAAAAUGGCAGUGUCUACUUCAGUGGAUACAAAGUUGACAGUUCCUCUACUGAUAGUGAAGGUUUCUCUGAUUCAGAAUUUUCCUCAGAAGAAGAGGAUGAAGUGAUAAAGGUCAUUGAAAAUGUGCCUAAAGUUGAGAAAGUGAAGCCUGAAACAAGUAAAGCUAGUGCUUCAAAGCCUGAAUCUUCUUCAAAGCCAAAGGUGAUGCUUGUGGAGCCGAGCAAAGGCAAUGAGAAUGAUGAUGAUGAUGAUGAGGAUGAGGAUGAGGAAGAUGAUGAUGAUGAGGAUGAGAUCUCAGAUUCGGACGAAGAUGAGGAAAUGCUUGAUGAUUUAGAUGGAAGCAGUGAUGAUGAGGCAACACCGAAGGCAAUGGUUGGCUCAGGGAAGAAAAGAGUGAUUGAAUCUGCGACGAAGACACCUACUACUAAAAAAGCAAAGUUGGCUUCGCCUCAAAAAUCAGGUGGCAAGAAGGGUGCACACACAGCGACUCCUUACCCUUCAAAGCAGGCUGGGAAAGCUCCGGCUAAAUCUGGUGGCCAAGUCUCCUGCAACACUUGUAGCAAGACAUUUAACUCUGAUGGUGCUCUACAAUCUCAUACAAAGGCCAAGCAUGGUGGCAAAUAGAGUUGUUCGGGCUGAAAGGUGAAUUACAGGGACGGAGAGCUGUAUGCUGUAUUGGAGUUGGCAUUUCAAAGUCUUUCAUCAGUAGACUCGUGUAUCCCCGAUUUAAGAGUUUUGGGUUUUGAAAGAUUCUAUUAGUUAAAUGGAUUUAAGUACAUUCUGCUUUCACGAGUGAAUGAAUUUUUUAUAUUGUCAAAGCUUUAUUGAGGCUCAUGGAGUUUGUUUUCUA
This is a messenger RNA of Cornus florida, 1241 nucleotides long. Its product is annotated as histone deacetylase HDT1-like. The transcript is spliced from 10 exons. The record is from RefSeq and is a predicted model, not a curated record. Bases 134 to 1015 code for a protein of 293 amino acids. Lineage: Eukaryota; Viridiplantae; Streptophyta; Magnoliopsida; Cornales; Cornaceae.